Messenger RNA from Magallana angulata, 2261 nucleotides. RefSeq lists its product as uncharacterized. The transcript has 2 exons. Bases 209 to 1402 code for a protein of 397 amino acids. Lineage: Eukaryota; Metazoa; Mollusca; Bivalvia; Ostreida; Ostreidae. The record is from RefSeq and is a predicted model, not a curated record.
CCUAACUGUACUAUAAAUAAAUCUGGGAAAUUUCAUUCCCCGUAUACAUUGUGACGUCAUACUUUUUUCUCAUUGCGUCACAUUCUACAACGGUUGUAAACAGAUCAGCUGGGUAGACUGAGUGAAGAAAAAUUGAAGUAGUGUGAAUGAUUUCAUUGACCCAGAUUAUUGCACGGUUCAUUACACACCGUUUGAUGAGGUUCUAGAAAUGAUUGCUAACUUAGGUACAGACUCUUUUCUUGCAAAAAUGGACGUGAAGUCAGCUUUUCGUUUAUUACCCGUACAUCCAGCUGACCAAGAGUUGUUAGGUUUUAAAUUUAACAAUCAGUUUUAUUAUGAUAUGUGCCUCCCUAUGGGCUGUUCGAUAAGUUGUGCUCUAUGGGAAAAAUUUGCUAGUUUUCUAGAAUGGGUGACAAUAACAAAAACAGGUAAAGAUACAUUAAGGCAUUACCUUGAUGAUUUCAUUUUUGCAGCCAAAGAUAUUGAAGGGUGCAAAUUAUUAAUGUCAAGUUUUCAGAAUACUUGUAGAGAUUUUGGAAUUCCGCUAGCAGAGGAAAAAACAGUUGGUCCUAAAAAGUCAUUGGUUUUUCUAGGCAUAGAAAUCGACACAGAAAAGAUGGUUAUAAGUAUACCGGAGGAUAAAACAAUUGCUUUGAAGCACAGUAUAUCACAGAUUUUGGGCAAAUCCAAAAUAACACUAAAAAUUUUACAGUCCCUGGUAGGUACUUUGAAUUUUUGCGCCAAGGCAAUUCCUGCAGCUCGUGCUUUUAACCGUCGUUUCUGUGACGCUAUGUGUGGUAUUAAGCACCCAUCUCAUUUCAUAAGGGUCAAUGAAGGUAUGAAGAGUGACCUUCGUGUUUGGCUUAGCUUUCUUGAACAAUUUAACGGAAGCUUAAAUUUUUUAGAAAUAAAUUGGCUUUCCGAUUUUGACCUUCACCUAUACACGGAUAGUGCAGGUAAUCCACAACUUGGCUGCGGCGUUUAUUUACAGGGUCAGUGGGCUUAUUUCCAAUGGCCUCAUGAAUGGCAGAACACAGAUAUUAUAUCUGAUAUUACUUUUUUAGAACUUAUUCCAAUAGUUUUGGCAGUUAUGCUAUUCAAAAGCCAUUUCCACAAUAAGAAAAUUAUGUUUCAUACAGACAAUAUUGCUUUAGUGGCAAUUCUCAACAAGAAGACAUCAAAAUCGAAACGAGUAAUGCAAUUGGUUCGCCCUUUAGUUCUUUAUGCUAUGAUUAAUAAUACUUUUUUCAAAUCAAGGCAUAUAAGUGGCUGUAAUAACUCAAUCGCCGAUUCUAUUUCUCGUAAACAGUGGACAAGGUUCAGAUCGCUCGCACCGGAAGCGGACGUUCAUCCUUUGCCCAUUCCAGAAGAUUUCACGAGGAUGAUAUCAGAGCUGAAAUAGAACUGCUAACACUAAACUCUGUAGCCACAAACACAAAAAUUUCAUACAAUAAUAGUUUAAGAAUUUUUUCAAGUUUUCGAAAAGACUAUGGUUUUUCCGACAUUUGGGGUCCGCCAGUUUCCCACUUAUGUGUUUUCAUUGCUCAUAUGUCCCUGAAAGGCUUAGCAUAUAGUACAAUAUCAUCAUAUCUAGCUGGAAUAAGUUUCAAAUGCAAACUUUUAUGCACCAACGAUUGUACAAAAUACUUCCUAGUUAGAAAACUUUUAGAAGGUGUUAAACGUUCACGCAAAUCAAUUGACCAACGUUUGCCUAUAACUCAAGAUAUUUUAAAAAAGCUCAUAUCAAGUUCAAGCUAUGUUUGCUCAUCUAAUUUUGAAACCUUCCUAUUUUGUGCUGCAUUUUCUUUGGCAUAUCAUGCCUUUUUGAGAGUAGGUGAAUUUACAAGGAACAAUGCCAAUAACAUUCACCAUAUUAUUGGUAUUAAGGACAUACAGAUAAUCAACGACCAAUCAAUUAAUAGGAAACUAUUAAAGCUUACUGUUCCGUUUUCGAAAACCGACCAAUCAGGAAAAGGUUCAUCAAUUCAGUUGGUUGAAUCCGAUACUCAAGCUAUUUGCCCUAUUUUGCUUUUACUAAGAUAUCUGUCAGUCAGGCCAAAUAUUGGUGGGCAACUCUUUAUUCAUAUGGAUGGCAGUCCACUUACGCGCUAUCAGUUUACGUCAGUACUGAAUAAAUCAAUAGAUAUCAUAGGUCUUUCAAGCUCACUCUACACUUCCCACUCUUUUCGAAUAGGGGCUGCUUCUGAUAGUUUUUUAAAAGGUCAUUCUGAAUCAGAAAUUAUGAAAAAAGGUAGAUGGUC